Molecule: messenger RNA, 2530 nt
Organism: Aspergillus wentii DTO 134E9
Lineage: Eukaryota; Fungi; Ascomycota; Eurotiomycetes; Eurotiales; Aspergillaceae
Product: NIF domain protein
Exons: 2
Coding region: 94-2034 (646 amino acids)
Molecular function (GO): phosphoprotein phosphatase activity
Source: RefSeq, a predicted model, not a curated record
UCUUGUCUUUUCUCUCGUCUUCAACGUCCCUCUCCCUUCCUAUCCAUAAUUCGAACACUCCUUCCCCUUCUCCCUCUCACCCAUCUACACUUUAUGUCCGCGGGACGCCGCUAUCAUUCGCUUUUUUCUUUCUUUUCUUCAUCUCCCAAUUUGUCCCUCCGUCGGAACAUUUCCUAUGGUCGCAUGUUUCAGGGCGGGGCGUCCUACAAGCUUCUCUCAACAUCCACCGUGGCGUCUCAAUUUACCUCAUCCGUACCCCCGCAUUCGCUUCCCCCGAAGAAACGGCGCAAACACGCCCCCACCGGUGCCAACGCACCUUUCAGCGAUUCGACGAUGAAGCCUAAGAAUCCCGGGAAGAACACGGUUUGCAAUUCCGAUGACCAAGCCAGAAAUCCUCAGGGCGGCAAUUUAGCCUCCAAUCCUCCUGGGCGAUACGUUGGUUCGAAUCCAACGCAGGCUGUUCAUCCAGAUCGCGAGGCAACCAUUGCCAAGAUACCAACAGCGCCGAAGAAAAAUGCAAAGAAUAAACGGAAGAAUCAUGCAAAACAGAACUCGAAAAAAUUGGAGAAUCAUCGAAAUGCCCCGAAUCAUGGGUCGUAUUCGGGUUCAUAUCCCCUGCGCCCUGCGCCUGGGUCAUCGCAGCAGUCGUUUCCUGUACAGAAUGAUAUGGGUGGUAUGAAUCAGUAUAAUGCAAUGAAUGUCCUUCCAGGGCUCCCAGACUUCAGUGGUGUUUUACAACAGCCAUUUUCACAGUUACCAUUCCCGCCUCAAAACCCGGGUUCCGGUCAACACUCGUUUGGCGCAUUCAAUGUCCCCCCGUGGAAUGGUGUGAACAAUCCUGCCGGGCUUAUGCCGUUUAUUCCUCCCAUGAUGAACUUCUUUCCGAGUCCAGCAAUGUCGGGGCCUAUGCCGAAUGGGUUCCCUUUCUUUCCUUUUGAUCCAACAAUGGCUGGCGCGGCCGAUCCAGCGGCUGGGAAUGCACAGGACAAAACACGGAAAAGAUUCGACUCUUCCAAGAGGCAGUAUGGCAGAGAGUCUAAAUCACCUGAUCCACCACAAGUUUCACAGGAUUACAUGACGCAGGCGUCUUUGGAACCGACAAAAUUGUCUUCUCCUCAACCUCUACUAGUCAUCCUAGACUUGAACGGCACGCUUAUAUAUCGAAAGCACCGCCGGUUUCCUCCGGUGUUUGCCAGACGAGCAGGACUCGACGAAUUCAUAGAGACAUUGAUAAAUAAAUACAAGGUCAUGAUUUGGUCCAGCUCCAAGCCCGAAACCGUCCGAGGAGUUUGUGAAAAAGUCUUCCCAGCCGAGCAAAGGUCUCAGUUGGUUGCGGAAUGGGGCCGUGAUAAAUUUGGUCUCAACAUGUCCCAGUAUCGGUCUAAAGUUCAGGUCUAUAAGAAGCUGGAGAUUGUCUGGGCCGAUAAGGAUGUUCAAGCGAGCCAUCCGCUUGCACAGGAACCCAACCCACCAACAACCCAGAAUGGCAAAAAGCGUAAAGCGCAGCGAAGAUGGGAUCAGACCAACACGAUCCUGAUAGACGACAGCAAACUCAAGGCCCUCAGCGAACCAUACAACAUCCUUGAGAUCCCGGAAUUCACCAACGCCCCUGGCAUCGACGAGUCCAUGAUUUUCCCUAAAGUACUCCAACGCCUCGAAGCAUUAUCCAACCACGAUGAUGUCAGUAAGAUUCUCAGAGUCUGGAACGGAAUUCAGGGAAACAACAGUAUUCUCGAUCUGGGAGACUUUCCAUCAGGCGAUACCCCAACUACUCUCACAGUAGCCCAAGCUCGCACCCAGCGACGAAAACUCCGCAAGCAGGAGAAGAAAGUUGCCCGAAAAGCCAGCGCUGCUGUCAAUACAGAGACUCAAACAAAUACCACUGAGUCCGAUCAACCACCUGUGGGUGUCCUACAGGAACAGGAACAAACCAUCACCACCACCGCCAGAUCUCCAUCCCCCGUCUCGGACACGCAAUCCGAGAAUUUCCUUUUGGACCGAUUAGAGGAGUCAUUGGAUGCUCAAAAGCGUUGAUUUAUCUUCAUUAUACUAGCUUUGAUUUUCUUUGGCAUUUUUUUUUCUUUCUAUGUCCAUAAUUACAACAUUUGUUUCGCAUAAAGGACUCACGAGUCUGAGACUCCGAGGCCGUUGUUUUAGAUACCUUUAUUUUUCAUGGAUGCCAUUUUCUGUCUUGGUUUUGAUUGUGACUCGGACAUAAAAAAUAUCAAUGGAAUGGUUGAUGAUUGAUGAUUGAUAAGGUUUUGGGAAUACUGUGAAUGGGUUUUGAUAUAAGGCCCGACAUGUUUGUAUACUAGACAUCAUUUGUAUCUUGAAUUUUGUGGGUUGGUGUGAAUGUCUACCGGACGAAUGCCACCAAUUUGCUGCGUAGAAUGGGCUGUAUACGAUAGGAUAAACUUCGGACUCGAGACCAUUAGACAUUGCAAUGCCCAAGGCAACGACGAACUGUUGUCUUCUAAGAUGCCACUAAAGUCUAGGGAAUAAACUACUGGUUUACAAUAUAGCAAAAUGA